Messenger RNA from Yarrowia lipolytica CLIB122, 1632 nucleotides. RefSeq lists its product as uncharacterized. Lineage: Eukaryota; Fungi; Ascomycota; Dipodascomycetes; Dipodascales. Gene Ontology annotation, biological process: mitotic sister chromatid cohesion; replication-born double-strand break repair via sister chromatid exchange. Gene Ontology annotation, molecular function: chromatin binding; protein binding. The record is from RefSeq and is a predicted model, not a curated record. Gene Ontology annotation, cellular component: mitotic cohesin complex.
AUGUUCUUUUCCGAACAAUUGCUCACCGAUAGAGGUCCCCUGGCCCAGGUCUGGCUUGCUGCCAACCUCGAAAAGAAGCUGAAGCGAAGCGACCUGCUCAACACAGACAUCCCCAAGUCUGUCAAGGCUAUUGUCGACAGCGAAAAAAAGGUGCCCAUGGCGCUGCGGCUGUCAGGCCAGCUUCUUCUGGGAGUCGUUCGAAUCUACGGCCGACAGACUGGAUACCUUCUUGACGACUGUUCCCACACCGUCACCAAGAUCAAAAUGACCUUCAAGCCAGGCAACGUCGAUUUGCCCACCGUCUCUAGCGGUGGCAAAAACACCUCCAAGGCCUCCGCGGCGCUCACUCUCGGUAAUGCUAUCACCGACCUGGAUCUCGCGCUGCCCCCUGCACCUGUUAUCCCUGGCCUCAAUCUCCCCGGAUUGAACCUCGGCCUCGACGAGUUUAUGCCCGUCAGUAACGCCAACCUCGUGUCAAACGCCACCGAUAUUACUCUACCGCAGCAUGACAUGUCGAUCGAAAUCGGUCGAGCCGACGAGGAGGAUGAACUGGCCGAUCUGGGUGACGACCUGGACCUCGAUCUGGGACUCGACCUGGACGGCGAGCUGAACCUGGACGAGCCCGCUGGCGAGGAGGCUGCCAACCAGUCGAUCGAGAUUCCUCGAGGUGACGACGAUGAACUUGCCAACCUCGAUGACGGCCUGGACCUGGGUCUGGACCUCGGCGCCGAUAACCUGGAGGAGGAGCUGGCGGCGCAGCAGGCAUCCGAGCAGCUCGAUUUGCCCAUGUCGCCGAUCGAACCCGCUGACGACGUGCUGCUCGAAGAGGAGGACGGCCUCACUCUAGAGGAGCCUACUAUUAACAUGGCUGAUGCGCUGGCCGGCAACAUUCCCGAGCCCUCUGUGCCUGCCCCUCGAAAGCGACGGGCCGCCCGAGGCAAGCGAGCCAAGUUUGACGACGAGACCCAGCUUGAUCAGGACUUUGUGCAGCAGCAGCGUCGAAACCGGGACGGUAUCAUCUACGAGCACCCCCAACUUGAGGCGUUUGAGAAGGAAGUCAACUUGUUCAACGACCUGAGCGCCGACAUUAUGGCCCUGGUGGACCCCGAGACUAUCCGAAAGACUCUCUCUAGCCGAGAGGUGCGAGACGGCGACGACGAGGAGCAGGUCAUGACUCCCGCCGCUUCUCCCAAUGGAAAGCGAGGCUUUGAGGAAGUGGAGCAGGAGGUUGCUGACCAGCAUGCCGAUCUACCCAUGGAUUUUGAUAUUCCCGACGAUAUUGUCAUGGACAACACCGAGACUGUGGAUGAGAUUGCGGCAGCUGCUGCUGACGAAGAGGAGGAUCUGCUUGUGACUGGUACCGUGGACGGUAUUGCCAAGAGCACAAUUGCCACCGCGCAGACUCUGCGGCGACAAAUGUCCGGCGACAAUGACAAGGUGCAAUUCUCGGAGAUGAUUGCCGGCAAGGGCCGAAAGGCUGCGGUGCAGAGCUUUUUCGAGGUUCUGGUUCUUGCUACCAAGGACACCAUUUCCAUCAACCAGCCGCAGCCCUAUGCCGACUUUUCCGUGUCGGCCAAGGACAAUCUGUUUGAUGACAUGUGGAGCGAGACCAACACGGAGAUUGCCGCUUAG